UCUAACUACCAGACCCCCCCCAGCAUGCAGAAUCACAUUCCUCAGGUAUCCAGCCCGGCGCCUCUGCCCAGACCUCUGGAGAAUCGCACUUCUCCCAGUAAAUCUCCCUUCCUGCACUCGGGGAUGAAAAUGCAGAAGGCGGGGCCGCCGGUCCCUGCCUCCCACAUAACACCAGCAGCUGUUCAGCCUCCCAUGAUCCGACGAGACAUCACCUUCCCGCCGGGGUCCGUGGAAGCCACGCAACCUGUGCUGAAGCAGAGGAGACGGCUGACGGCAAAAGAUAUCGGAACUCCUGAAGCCUGGAGAGUGAUGAUGUCUCUGAAGUCUGGGCUGCUAGCUGAAAGUACGUGGGCCUUAGAUACCAUAAACAUCCUGCUCUAUGAUGACAACAGCAUAAUGACCUUCAACCUCAGCCAGCUGCCAGGCUUGCUGGAGCUCUUGGUGGAGUAUUUCCGGCGCUGCCUGAUCGAGAUCUUUGGAAUCCUGAAGGAAUACGAGGUGGGAGACCCAGGGCAAAGAACACUAUUAGAUCCUGAAAGGUUCUGCAAAUCUUCAGCUUCCUCUCACGAAGAAGGAGAGGAGGAUGAGGAACCCCGGAGCCUGAACGGUGAGGAGGAAGAAGAGGACGAGGAAGAGGAGGAGGCCGCGUUCUCGAGCAAAGACAAAGUACCUCUAGAGAGCAGCGAGGAGAAACUAGUCAGCAAAUUCGACAAGCUUCCAGUGAAGGUCGUGCAGAAGAACGACCCCUUUGUGGUGGAUUAUUCAGACAAGCUGGGGCGAGUGCAGGAGUUCGAGAGCGGGCUGCUGCACUGGCGGAUCGGCGGCGGGGACACCACGGAGCACAUCCAGACCCACUUCGAGAGCAAGGCGGAGCUGCCUUCGGCUCACAAACGGGCUCCCUGCAGCUCCGGCUCGAGGAAACGGUCAGCAGCAGAGAGCAACCCGAGCGCCAGGGAAGGAGAGAGCCCUCCACCCGACAGCUCCUCGGAGAAGAGGAUAACCGCCACCAUGGACGACAUGCUCUCGGCACGCCCGGGCUCCCUGCCGGGAGAGGAGGAAGAGGUGAAACCGCUGGAAACGGCGAAGGAAAGCGGCAAGUUUCCCUUUGGCAUCAGUCCAGCUCAGAGCCACAGAAAUAUAAAAAUUCUGGAGGACGAACCUCACAGUAAAGACGAGACGCCCCUCUGCACCCUCCUGGACUGGCAGGACUCUCUGGCCAAGCGCUGCAUCUGCGUCUCCAACAUCAUCAGGAGUUUAUCGUUCGUGCCGGGCAAUGACUUUGAAAUGUCCAAACACCCCGGGCUGCUGCUGAUCCUAGGGAAACUGAUCCUCUUACACCACAAGCAUCCCGAACGCAAACAGGCGCCCCUGACCUACGAGAAGGAGGAGGAGCAGGACCAAGGGGUGAGCUGCAACAAGGUGGAGUGGUGGUGGGACUGCUUGGAGAUGCUGCGUGAAAACACACUGGUCACGCUGGCCAACAUUUCUGGCCAGCUGGACCUCUCCCCUUACCCAGAAAGCAUCUGUUUGCCUAUCCUGGAUGGGCUCCUCCACUGGGCAGUAUGUCCGUCGGCAGAGGCCCAGGAUCCCUUCCCGACGCUGGGACCCAACGCGGUCCUCUCCCCUCAGAGACUGGUUUUGGAAACGCUCAGCAAGCUCAGCAUCCAGGACAACAACGUGGAUUUGAUUCUGGCGACUCCCCCCUUCAGUCGCCUGGAGAAGCUGUACAGCACCAUGGUGCGGUUCCUCAGUGACAGAAAGAACCCGGUGUGCCGAGAGAUGGCCGUGGUACUACUGGCCAACUUGGCACAGGGGGACAGCCUGGCAGCAAGAGCGAUUGCUGUGCAGAAGGGCAGCAUUGGCAACUUGCUGGGCUUUUUGGAGGACAGCCUGGCCGCCACGCAGUUCCAGCAGAGCCAGGCAGGCUUGAUGCACAUGCAGAACCCGCCCUUCGAGUCGACGAGCGUGGACAUGAUGCGCCGAGCCGCCCGGGCGCUGCUGGCCCUGGCCAAGGUGGACGAGAACCACUCGGAGUUCACGCUCUACGAGUCGCGGCUGUUGGACAUCUCCGUGUCGCCUUUGAUGAACUCUUUGGUUUCACAAGUGAUUUGUGACGUACUGUUUUUAAUUGGCCAGUCAUGACAGCUGUGGGAUCCGAGCCCCCGUGUGCGUGUGCGUGAGUGGAGACCUUAGAAACUGACUGUUGCCCUUUAUUUAUGCAAAACCACCUCAGAAAUCCACUGUCUGCCCUGCGCUGUCCUGCUUCUCCCUUGGGGGAAAAGAUCUCCCCGUUCCCUCUCCCCUUCCCCUUCAAAUUUGUCCCGAAUCCCUUAUUAAAGGAGACAAAAGUUCUGUCUACAUUGAAGACUUUUUUUUUUUUUUUUUUUUUUAUUUUAACCAAAGUUACUGUCGUUUACAGUGAGUUUGGGGAAAAAAAAAAAAAAACAAACGACUUGGCCGUGUUAUCACAUUGACAGGCACCACUUUCCUAACUGUUUUUAAUGGUAAACUCUGAAGGACACAAGCGACUGCUGAACUCUCUGUGUGGUUUAUCGUUGUACAUUCACAAUCUUGCAGGAACCAAGAAGUUUAACCGGUUGUGAACAGACCUUGUCCAAGGGGGAGGCCUGUGCAGUAGCGUGUAGAACUUCAUGUACUGUACACCUUAAACUGUAAACAUACUGUAAUAACGUCUCACAUGG
Merops nubicus (carmine bee-eater) is the source of this 2702-nucleotide messenger RNA. Its product is annotated as AT-rich interactive domain-containing protein 1A-like. The annotation marks the transcript as partial. Gene Ontology annotation, molecular function: nucleosome binding. NCBI's taxonomy places the organism in Eukaryota, Metazoa, Chordata, Aves, Coraciiformes, Meropidae. Gene Ontology annotation, cellular component: brahma complex; nucleoplasm; nBAF complex. The record is from RefSeq and is a predicted model, not a curated record. The transcript is spliced from 3 exons. Gene Ontology annotation, biological process: chromatin remodeling; positive regulation of DNA-templated transcription; regulation of transcription by RNA polymerase II.